Messenger RNA from Toxotes jaculatrix (banded archerfish), 2390 nucleotides. RefSeq names its product kinesin family member 9 (gene kif9). Gene Ontology annotation, molecular function: microtubule motor activity; microtubule binding; ATP binding. Bases 84 to 2390 code for a protein of 768 amino acids. NCBI's taxonomy places the organism in Eukaryota, Metazoa, Chordata, Actinopteri, Toxotidae. The transcript is spliced from 20 exons. Gene Ontology annotation, biological process: microtubule-based movement. The record is from RefSeq and is a predicted model, not a curated record.
UGUAGUUAUUAUAUUUGCACAGUCAGGUCAGACGCAGGUUGUGAUCCGCGGGGCCGUCGGUUUAGCUCCGUGUCCGAGGUGAGAUGAAGGCUCACGGCAGUGAUGUCGGGGUGUUUGUCCGGAUCAGACCGACCAACAGCUUCGCUCAGGGAUUCAUUGAAUGUCUUCCUGAUGGGCAGACCGUGAACAUCUAUCAUAGAAAAGACUCCAGAAAGGGCCAGCUGAGCUCCUGGUCAUUCCAGUUGGAUGGGGUCCUGCAGGAUGUGUCCCAGGAGGAAGUGUAUGCCCGAGUGUGUCGACGGGUGGUGCAGGGAGCAUUGGAUGGCUAUAAUGGUACUGUGAUGUGCUUUGGGCAGACAGGUGCAGGAAAAACCUACACCAUGACAGGGUCCACAGAAUCAUACAGGCAGAGAGGAAUGAUUCCUCGGGCCCUUCAGGAGGUGUUUCAGGAGGUGGAGAAGAGGACUGAGCAUUCCUUCUCAGUGCAUCUGUCCUACAUGGAGAUCUACAACGAGACCCUCGUGGACCUGGUAUCUCCGCUGCAGGGCUCACCUCGGGGCAUGGUGGUGAUGGAGGAGCCAGGCAGAGGGGUGUUCAUCAGAGGUCUGUCUCUUCACCCUGUUCACAAUGAAGAGGAGGCACUCAACCUGCUGUUUGAGGGCGAGAUGAAUCGCAUUAUUGGAUCUCACGCCCUGAACAGGAACUCCUCCAGGUCCCACUGUAUCUUCACUGUGCAUAUACAGUCUCACUCACGGACCUUAUCUGAUGCCAAGUACGUCACCUCCAAGCUGAGUCUGGUGGAUCUGGCUGGAUCUGAGAGGCUGGGAAAGACUGGGUCAGAGGGUCAGACGCUAAAAGAAGCCACAUACAUCAACAAGUCCUUGUCGUUCCUGGAGCAGGCCAUCCUGGCUAUGGCAGACCGUCGCAGAGACCAUGUUCCCUUCAGACAGACUAAACUCACGCAUGCCCUUAAAGAUUCACUGGGAGGAAACUGUAACACUGUGCUUGUGGCCAACAUCUACGGUGAGGCUGCACACAUAGAAGAAACGCUCUCUACCCUUCGCUUUGCGAGCAGAAUGAAAUGUGUCCGCACUGACCCUGCAAUUAAUGAACACAUGGAUACAGCUCUUCAGAUCAGGAAACUUCAGAAGGAGGUACAGAUGCUUAAAGAGGAGCUGUCCAUGCACAAUACACUGGUGAGGAGGCCAAGCAUCACGUAUGAGCCCCUGUCAGAAGCCCAGCAGGCGGAGAUCAACAGCCAGGUUCAGAGGUACCUGGAUGGAAGCCUAAAGGAAAUCAGUAUCACAAGUAUCAGGCAGGUCCAAGCAGUCUUUGCCCAGUUUAAGGUCGCCGUGCAACAACAGGAGCAGAAGGUGAAAGCUCAGCUACGUCAGACCUACAACUUGGUGAAGAAAGACCAAAAUGCUAACACAUCUGCUAUAAAGGAGUGUGACAGCACUGAGAACGUGGAGGCUGGCGGCUUUGGGGUUUCUGCUCAGUCACAGAAACAGACCCAGCGUCCGAGUUCGACCAAAUCCAAAACUAAGAAGUCCAGGGACAAACAGAGCCAAAGCAAGAGACAGGGAGAAGGAAGUCCUGUUUCAAGGAAGAAUUUGGACAGUGCCUCCAAAUCAAAGCUGAAUUCCGUCCACAUGCCUGAGAGGGAACCGGAGUCUCAAGAACUAGACACUGAGAGCCAGGACACACAGGAAUCACAGCUGCCUGGCAAUGAACCCGUUCACCCUGAGUCUCCCGCACCCAAAGCAGAGGCAUUUGAGGAUUUUAAGUUGGGACAAGGCAGCAAGAUCAACUGCAUCCUUAAGGAGAACAAGGCUGUGCUGCUGGAACGCCGCAGUCUUCUUCAUCAGCUCACUGAGGAGGUCAACGCUGUCAAGAGAGAGAUUGACUGCACGGCGGCUGCCAUACAGCAGCACAAGCAGAUGGGAGAAACUUCAGGUCAGUAUUUGGUUGCAGAGGAGGAUCCAUAUGCCAUUUUAUUGGUGCAGCUCAGAGAGCUGAAGGCCGUGUACCGGCAGAGGUAUGAGGCACUGCACAGCAUCAAGGCAGAGGUCAACUACUGCGAGCACCUCGUGGAUCAGUGCAGGGUGCGCCUGCUCUCCGAAUUUGAGACCUGGUAUAAGAAGACUUUCCUUUUACCUGAGGAGGAGCUGGACAUACAUCUGGAUAAGAGCCUUGCACAAAGAGAGGGUAACCAGCAGCUACAGGAUGAGCUUCUUACUGAGCACUCCAGUGCCGAGUCCUUCUACAUCGCUCGCAGCAGGACACUGAAAAGGAGGAACAGCAGGGUGCUGUCCUGUACUCCGGUGCAGAGGAACUCGACUGCAGGGCCCGGACAGAGAAGGCUCCUUCCAAUUCUACCUGCUAGUUAA